AAGUUAAUGUUUCAUUGUUAGCAGGUAUCCCCGAGAACGAUUCUUACAUGAAUCUGACCACUUAUAAAUCCUCAGUAAAAAUAUCUCCGUACUUCCUCGAAGAGCCUGGCACAAGAUGGCCGCCUACAAAAUAAAUGAGGUCACCUCCGGAGAAUCAUCUGUUCACGCGCUGCCAGACCACUCCCUUGGUUCCUGGGCUAGACACAACAGACACCAGCUGGCGGUGUACAUGGUCGCGGGUGUGUGCCUGUGCCUUGUGGCGGUCUCCUGCGAUGUGUUCGCACGUGGCUUCAUCAGAGCUCAUGAGCAGCUGCAGGCGACCCAAGAUCCAGAGAAGCGCUGGCUCUACUUGGAUGUCCAGCCCCAUCUCAGCUCACCAUUCUACGUGAUCGCCAAUGUGAUGCUGAGUAUCAGCACUAUGAGUGUAGGCAUCAUGUGCAGUCUGGUUACAUGGUCAUACAUUAACUGGAGGGAAGUGCACUCGACAUCAUCCUCUCCAUAAGAAGAGAUUUAUUGACUUCACUACCAUUGUAAACAACAACCAAUAAAGAAAAUAUAACAUGAAAGCAACCACAAA
Molecule: messenger RNA, 577 nt
Organism: Bacillus rossius redtenbacheri
Lineage: Eukaryota; Metazoa; Arthropoda; Insecta; Phasmatodea; Bacillidae
Exons: 2
Coding region: 116-502 (128 amino acids)
Source: RefSeq, a predicted model, not a curated record